AUGAAGAAAAAGUCUCGUGCGGAGAAAGCCCCCCCUCCUAUCGCUACGGAGUACGGCGUACGGAGUGUGGACUAUCCCUACCUAAAUUCUCCGACGUGCGUCUGCGUGACCAACAAAGGGCUUGUCGUACCAGCAUGCCAAUCGGGCAUCUCGUGCGUCCUCAUCGCGGCUCUCGUCUGGAGCGACAUCGGCUCUGAGCACCCGGCAACGUGCCAUGAGGUCAUCUUGAGGCACACACGACUGUUUCGCUCCUCGGCCGCCCUGAGAAUGCGCUGGCAGCAGGUUGAGGUGGUCAGUGAGUCAGUCAGUCAGGCUGUGAGAGAGCGUGAGCAAGGAAGAAGGAAGCAAGCCCCCUUCAAUCUAGAUGGCAUCAUGCUCGGCUCCGCCUGGGUCUUGUGUUCAAGAUUCGGAUCAAGCCCGAGGGUCAUCGUUGCAACUCCCAAAAAGAAGGCUUUGUGUCGCCGCCGCCGCCCCGGCUGGCUGCAUUUCUUUCCCAAAGAGCGGUGCUGUGUUGCGCCCGCAACCCAUGGAGUUUUCAGCUCUCCUAGAAGCAAGCAAGCAACAACAGCAAGGGGAGGAGGUGGCUUCCUAUUGCGGUCUCUUGCAGAUGCAAAACUACCUCGCGCCCGUCUGAUUGGGCUCAACAUGGAUAAGGCGUUCCAUCAAGCUUGCCUGGCAACAACAACACGACAAUACUUUGUAACUAGUCUACUCCGUACAAGUCGGCCGGCGCGGGCGUCCGUCCCAACGGGAAUACUGAAUACUGACGUCUUCCCCACUGACUGCCCUGUGCCGCCGGGGUCAAGGUUUCCAACGCCAAGCAAAAGGCAAGAAACAAGUCCAAGGCAAGAAGAAAAAGCUGCCGAUCCCAAAAACAAGGGGACUUUGCGCCCUUCCACGUGUUGCCCGUGUUACACGGCCGGAGCCAAACCCAGCCCUAGCGUCAGAGGGCCGCUGCCCCUUCCUUCACCGGGCCAUGUGUGUGCUUUGACAUAA
This is a messenger RNA of Cordyceps militaris CM01, 996 nucleotides long. RefSeq lists its product as uncharacterized. The transcript has 6 exons. The record is from RefSeq and is a predicted model, not a curated record. Lineage: Eukaryota; Fungi; Ascomycota; Sordariomycetes; Hypocreales; Cordycipitaceae. Bases 1 to 996 code for a protein of 331 amino acids.